GACGCCGACGCGAUGAAUAUUCGCACUCACUCCAGCUCAGACUCAGACAGUCAGCUGCAAAGCGUUCAAUUGAGCAGCCGGUAGUUCUUUCCUGUAGCAGAGCACUGUAAAGCACAGCAUAGCAUAUUUUGAAAAUGGUUUUUCGUGUGAAAUCGAUAAAAACUGCCCUGUUAGUGCUCUGCAUUGUGAUAAUCGCACUACACAACGUCGAUGGGAUAACUUACGAGUGCGAAACCGUUGAAAAAUAUGAUGCCCAGGGACGAAGAUUCUGCGUGUUUCGUGACGUUCAAUAUUUAUCGAAUACUACCGACAUAGAUUUCAAAACCUCGGAGGAGAAACAACAUGUGGUAUUCGAAAGCUCUCAAAUGGAACAUCUACCAAAGACUUUUUUGGACAAAUUUCCGGAUCUCAUAGCGCUGAAUGUCACAGGUUGCAACUUGACAUCUGUCGUUAUUACCAAAUCGAUGCAGGAUUUGAUCGCUACGGAUAAUUACAUAAAUAAGAUAAUCGUAGAACAAAAUCCUCAGCAGUGUCCACUAAACGAGUUGCAUUUGCAGUCCAACCGAAUAUCAGACAUCUCGAACAUCACACGCAAUUGUAAAAACCUCAGAAUUUUGGAUUUAAGUAGAAAUCAGAUGCUAGCCGAGAAGAGUGAAUUGGACUUUUCGAAGUUCAACGGAUUGAAUGGACUGGAGUAUCUUUCAUUGGCUGAUGUCGGCGCGCUGUAUAUUCUUGAAGAUAAGCAAGUCUUUCUGCCAAAUUUAACCCUGCUGGAUCUAUCGUUGAACAGCUUGCUGCCGGUAGAACUUCAUGUGGAUUACUUUCAGUCGUUCAAACGUCUGGAAGUACUGCGAUUGAAUAAUAACGGUUUUGGCCAGCUGGACUACAAUUAUUUCACGGAGAUGGAUUCACUUAAGGAGAUCUACCUGGAAGGUAACGAAUUUUCUUGCAGCUAUUUGAAAACGAUGCUUGAACAUCUCAAUAGCAAGGGAAAGAAAACGCCAGUGGCACGACCAGCCACACACUGUCCCGCAGGAUACAAUAUCGAACAGAAAAUGUGUUGCAUAUCGGAAACUUUGAUGAACACUCCAAACAAAACAAAACCCCAAACGACCACUACUUCAUAUGUGACUGAAACACAGUCGUCUGUUACGACCAGCACUACCAGAAAACCUGCUGAACAAACUGGAAAGAACGCUGCUGGACUUUUUGUGCUGAACUCAGUGAUUGCGAUGUGCGGAAUGGUGGUCAGCUUUUCCCGAUGGAUGUAGGUUUUUGCGGUGGGAAGAGACAGAACAUAAAUCGUAACAGUGUAGAACCAUGAGCUUAAACAUUUUUCGCAACGCUUCCUAGCCACUUAGCUUUGCCCUUAGCAUUUCCAAUCUAAAAGCUGAUAGGCACUCAUAAUUACAUUCUGCAACAGUACCGAACAGAAGUAUGUCAGCUGAUAAUAAUCACUGGAGUGUUAAACAACAUAAGUGACUUUUUCAAAUGGUAUGCUUCUUGACAUUGGAUACAAAAGAUCUCAUGGAACUAUUCUUGAAUUGUAAAACUUCUUCUAUGUUUGUGUUUUGAUUUUGAAAGGUGAGAAAAUUGCAAACGACGUCAUAUUGAAAAUGAUUGCAGCAGUAUUGAAGCAAUGCAUUCAAAAGUCAAAUGGAGUGAAAUUGAAUCAAUUUAAACUUCAUCUAAAAUAACUUUCUUUAGAAAGAUGUCUUGGAUUUCUUUUGAAAUUUGUUAAGUUGUAGUACAGCAUUUUUUUCCCCAACCUAAGGUUUGUGUACCACUAGGAGCAGUGACGACUUCAGAGUGCCGUUGAAUCUGUGAGUGCACUUCAGUAGCCAAGUAAGCGGAGUGAAUAUUCAUUUUUCGGUUUCCACAUUUAACUGGGUAAUCCGGAGUGCUUUCUGGAAGCCCAAAGCAAUCGUGUUUUCGUUUUGUGUCAUCAGAACGAUUUUUUGCAUGAAUAGCAAAAGUGUUAUUUUUCUCGAGUCUCCAGAGUGAUUUAUUUCUCAGUUAGUAUGCGUAGAGUGAAGCUGAAAGUGGUUUGUGGCUGCUCAGUCAUGGAUAAAGAAUCAGUUUGUGAGCUCGUUUCAUGAUUUUAUUUCAAAUCUGUCAACUAUGUAUGACUUCACAUUUAAUCUUUACAACAGCGGGACGUAAAUAUGACUUGUCGACAAACUAUGAAUGGUUCGUCACUGUGAGUGUCGGCAUAAAUCCUUACUUAUGAAUAGGGUAACGACUGUUUACUUUGUUCUUCAACGCUAACAGUUGGCUCCAGAGGCAAAAAGUACAGAUAACAACCUCAGUUUCUCUCUCUGGCCGUCGAGCGGCGAUACUGUUGUUUGAAUUCCAUUCGUUGAUCGCGCUGCGCUGAAUUCUCAAAUUUCUCAAACUUUCAACACAAGUGCAUGGAAGAAUGGUAGUCGAGAACUGUCAAAACUUUUGGAAAAUAAUGAAAAACGUAAAUUACUUGCAAUUAGGAAACUGGAUCAAAGUAGUAGUGAUUAGAAAUCAAGCGUAAUGUGAAUACAUAACUUUUAGUGUUUGGUUGAUCUUCCGCGAUGCUUUCUUUGCUUCAGGAUUUCGUUUUCAAUACCACUGAAAAAGAGCCAUCUAUUGCCUUUUCAGUUUUGAAUAUCGCCCUAUUAUUAAUGUUUUACACUUUUACACUAUACACUGUUUAGACUUGCAGAAGGUUCACUUUAUACAACAAAUUUUGGAUGAUUCUGUAAGUGUCGGCAUAAGAGUGUUCUGUGAUGGUCCAGUCGAAACGGCUCAUUUUAGUGAACGGAUCCGAACCGAAUCACUCAUAUUAGUGAACCGGAUCUUUUGAACGGCUCAGUGGUCCAUCAGCUCAGCGGCUCGCAACGGAAGAAAGAAUUGAACCGAAUGAACGUAAAAAGAGCGGUUCACUCUCUGUUGCGAGGCAUGCGUCGUAUCUUUUGUAUGUUUCGCUCUCUCAUUCUUCGUAAAUUCCUCCCCAGAAACACACGAUAAUCUCCCUUACCCGAACCAAAAGAAAAUAUCUAAAUGUGGACGGGGAAAAUUUGUCUGGCUAUGCUGAAAGCACUGAGAGCACGGACCUGUAGCAAACUGUGUUUUCAUGUGUGCCGUGGCGCGCAAAGCAAGGAAUAGAGGAAUAGAAUAGAGCAAUAGAGGAAACGACGGAAAAUAGGGGAAAAUAAUCGAUUCGUUCUUUUUCCCGGUCACAUUUUGUCUGAUCCCUACUGAUCAAAUGAACCGACCCUCUCCAAAAAAGAGCCACGAAUCACUCGUUCUUUUAAGUGAACCGGAUCUUUCGAUCGGCUCCAAUUCUUUUUGCCCAUCUCUAGUAAUGACUGCCUCAAACAUGCUCACUUGGUGGUUUGCUUAAUCUUUGGGAAACCCUUUGAGGGUACCUGGAAAUUUCUAUCAAAUUUUAAGAUAAGUAUCAGGAAAAGUCCUCGACGAAAGCUGACCUGCACGGUUUUGGUGAGUUUUCGGAAAGAUCCUUUUGGAAGUUAAGCGAACACUAUAUGAACUAAUAAUCGACAGACUAUUGAUUGAAAUUUUAGUUUUGAAAAGAAUAUUUAUUAAUUCAUCCUUAGACCUAUGGCAUGUUUGUCCUAAACUUUCUUAAACAGGUUCCUUGCUAGAAGCGUUGUCAACCUUCCAGAUUUAUUCAAAAUAUUACAGAUUUUAGAGGCUUCAUUUUACAAAAAAAAAAUGGAAGAUCUAGAUGAAAAUGUGUAAUGAAUUUGUAAAGUUCUCCAAAUACGACACACAAGAACCAGACUUUUCUAGACAUAAUUUGCAAAACCAUCCUGGUCUUUGAAAAGAAAAACAAAUUAGCAUCUCUGCUAGAACUGUGAAAAUAUCUGGCCGAUUCCUUUCAAGAUCUUUGGUGAAUUCCAUAAGAUAACAUCGACAAAUGUCUGGAGAAGUACUAUAGUUAUUUCAGGUAAAUUUGAUUUUAACUUUGAACUCCGUUUAGAAAAAAAGAGUAGUACACAAAUUUUCAAGGAAAAACAUGGACAUGGACUUGACUUGUGGAAAAGAUUUGUGUCUGGUAACCCUAGUUGUAACAACUUGUAACCAACAGUGAACGAGAGCCUCAAAGAGAGAGCGAUGAUAAAUCUCGUUUCUCUCGCAUAUUUACCAUUAGGGGGCAGGUGUUUUAUUUUAUAGGCGUAAUGAACAAUCCCAAAGCAUCCGAUAAUAAUACUGUCCCCCAGAUUUGGAGCUUAUGAAAAUGGGUUUUAUCAUGCAAUCCUUCCGAUCUUAACGGAACUGUAGCAGAAGAUGUUAAACAGACUUUCAUGAUGUGCUACGGAAUUAUUACAGAGAGCGAUAAGUGAGAAAUUCUCUCAAUUUUCUCAAAAUAUAAUCCCUGCUCGUAAGAUAUGCGACAGCUAGCAUUAUUAUUAGGACACUUUUGUUCUUAUUAGCAUACGUUGCCAUCCUGACGGAUUGGUUUGGUUUGGUCACUCCCAGGAUCUUGGAUGGCAGUACUACUGGCCUGAAUUUUCGAGUUAUUCCUUCAUAGACUCCUGAGAGCAGGUCUGUUUUUAUUUUUAUUUUAAGUUUACUCAGGCGGUUUGCAAUUCUGAAAACUUUGGACACCAAUGGAUUUUAAAGAAUACUUUUCAAGAUAACAUACCUCUAAUUUCAAAAAGAUGAGAAAAAACGAGAUAUUUGAUUCGUGUCCAUUGAAAAACAAUCGCUGAUUCAGGUACCAUUUGAAGAAGUAAAUGUUGUUUAUAUUGUUCGAUGAGACAUUCCCCCCUCAGCGCUGAAAUACUAACGUCCGGUACUGCGAGUAUCUUCCGAAUCAGAAAAACGCAAAUCUAUUCUUACAUGAACACGUACACACGUCAUCGUUGCUUCGCCCAGCUGAUUCAAUUAUCAUACAAAAAAAACAGCAAAACACACUAGGAUAGAUGGAAGUGCUCUUACGUAUGGCCAAAGCGCGACCCACGGUUUGGAUUUUUCGCGUAUGAUGUUUGCGUGUAUUUUUUCGACAAAGCCAAUUGUGUGUGAUAGCUACAUUCUACUCGACGUAACGCGCCACCGUAGAGUUGCAUUAGCUUGAUUAGGUGACAUCGCAUAGCGAAAAUGACCAAAGUCAAAGUGAUAAGAGACUAAGACGGUGCUUUGGAUAGUGGUAUGGACGAACGAAUCGACCGUGAGAAGGAUGGUAUAAUCCGAAAAAGGUGCCACCAUUAUUGAUACGAAGAAGGUCAUACAGAUUUGGAAAUGAUAGAAGAACAUAUGUCAACGAAUAUAAUGAAACGAUAACUGUAAGAAAGAAGUGCUAAGUAUGAAAGUAACAUAGAAGCUGUAUGAUAACUAUUCAUAAAUGAGGAAUAACAUAACAAAAGAUAAAUAACAUACAAUUCGCUGGUAAUCCGUGUUUUUCAUUGUAUUGAGUUCAACUAUUAAUUUAUUACCAUAUAUUUCUGGUAGACAACUUCAUCUAAAAUUGAGACUGAGAGAGCAUUUCUGAAAAGUAUUCAAUUGUAGCGAUACUUGGACAAGGACAUCGAAGAUUUAGAUCUAUGUUGGUUCGAAAUUCUGAACACCUUCAACAAGUGGUAUAAGAACUUAACUCGAAGAGAUGAAGCUCACUGAUGUUAUUAUCUGAAACAUAUUUGAAAUGUUUAGGGUAUUCAAUAGAAAAAUUGUCAUUACUUGAUUAUUAUACAAAUACAAUCCAUCGAAUCUAGUCUCAUAAACAAAAGGAAAUAUAGCAGCUUAUUUUUUAAGUUAUGUAUCAUUCCUACUGCCAUUGAAACAUACAAUAUACAAUGGUUUUUAUCGGAAUUUCAGAACAAAUCAUGUUUUCACCACAAUCGAGAAUUUUGUAAAUGAAAAACAAAAUAAAAAAGCUGAAAUUGUUUUUAAACCAAUAAUUUAAAUAAACUAACACAAGAAAAUUCCACAAAAUAACAUCAAUAACAUGCAAAAGAUAAAAGGCUCGGCAUUGUAGUGGGUAAAAAACUAAAAUAAUUAAACAUGAAGCCGUCGAUAUUUGUGAAGACUUUUAGCAUAGGUAGAUACCCAAAAGAGUUCAGCAAAUCCAUGCAUUGAAAAAGUAAUUAGUAAUAGUUCGUCCAUCUAGUGGCAGUCCAACUGUAGUGGCUUUAGACAUACAUCAUACAACUCAAUUCGUGCAUAUAUGCGCAACAACCAUCAAUUUGAUAACGCUUUUCGUCAGCAAGUUUUUUCGCUAAUAAUCUACUCGUUUUGUAGCAUGUGAUACACAAUAAAGUCAACAGUUUUGCUAACAUA
Molecule: messenger RNA, 6273 nt
Organism: Aedes aegypti (yellow fever mosquito)
Lineage: Eukaryota; Metazoa; Arthropoda; Insecta; Diptera; Culicidae
Gene: igl
Product: leucine-rich repeat-containing protein let-4
Exons: 2
Coding region: 135-1271 (378 amino acids)
Biological process (GO): regulation of growth
Molecular function (GO): calmodulin binding
Source: RefSeq, a predicted model, not a curated record